AUGUCGACUGAGCGCUCUCUAGCUGCUCUUCUGCGGUCUCUACAGACCAUUUCAGAUUUACAAGAUGCUUUUGGUUUACUUCCAACGGCGGCCAGUUUUCUAUCCCUCCUCACAAAUCCCCUUAAUGUCAGUUUACUUGCGUCGCAGCUACUCAUAGCUCCGGCGAUAUGGGACCACCGUGUGGAUUUGCAAGUCUGCCGAAGGGUGCUCGGUGUCUUCAACACGGCAGCGAUGACGGUUAUGCGAAAUGAUGAAGUGGAUGAGCCUAAGCCGAAGGCACCAUAUGGGAGACCAAAGGGGAUUGAACGCGAUGCAUGGGUCAAGGCAGUUGUAAACGGGGCCGACGAGAAGUCGCCUCGGUGGAGACAUAUGUUGUUGAUUGGAGGAGUUUUGAUCGGGUUCGAGGGACAGAACAGACAAGGGCUGCCGUUGCGUAUCCGGAACAAGCUCGAGUCGGCUUUGGUUAAGGCUACCCAGCUGGCUUUGGAUGAUCUGAGCAGCGUGGACGGUAUUGAUGCUCAUUGCAUCACCAUGAUCCUGAACUACACCUUUGAUCUUUUUCCGGAUUCGGAAAAGAGCAAAUUGGACUAUGAUAGGUUGCUGCCGGUGAUAGUUCGGACUACCUUCUUCUCCCGUGAAGGCUUAGAAGGAGGUUACUUUCUCGGCGCCAUUGACGAGGAUAUCAUUGAGUACCCUGGGAGACGAUUCGGAUGGCCACCUCAAUCUGCGAGCUACGAUCGAAUAGUGGCAAUAUCAUCCAGCCCUCUUGUGUCCUCACUAGGGCCUUUGUCGCGACUGACCGCUCAUGCUAUUGAUAAGGCCCAGGAUCCGGUGCUUGUCUCCCAAUCAAUGGAUAUUCUUGCGGAUUUUGCUCGUACGAUGACAGUACAGUGGCGCCAGAACAAAUUAUCGGAAGUUGAUGUGUCGGAAGAAAAGGAGUUACUCGACCCAGAAUCCCUGAAGAAGACCAUCCCGGCUCUGUGGAAAGUUCUCCGUAAUUCCUUUUAUUCCGUCGUCAUUGUUCUGCGAGCGGUUCUGGGGAGAGUCAUCAAUGACCCUGUGCUUGCAGCGGACCGACGAGCUCCUUUCUUGUCUAUGAAAGCUAUUCAUAUACUGCGCAAUUUGUACUUCGUUUCGUCUCGGAUUGGCCCCAAUUCUUCUUCUCAGUAUACAUUCGCUUUGCUUGCGGCUAUUGAUAUCCUUACCCAAUAUCCCGAUCUGGUGGAGAGUUUUUUGAAAAGUAUCAAGCCAGCGGAACUCGGACAGAUCCCUAAGCAUCCGCUUGAAAGAUGCCUGGAUCUGUUUUACCUAAAUACCGCAGAGCAUUUCAGCCUCGUGCUCUCGCCGGAGUCAAACGAGGAACUACUCAUCUCGGCUGCGACCCCUUAUCUCUCAUCUGGAGCCAGUCGCAAUCUCCUCGAGAUAUUCGAGGCCGCCCACAGCGUUGUUUUGGCUGUAUUCGCUGUUCCCGCCAAUGCGAAGAUAACAGCCAAGUAUCUCCCAUUCUAUGUCGAUACUCUCUUCACUGUCUUUCCCGAAAAUCUGUCUGCGCGCCAAUUCCGCCUAGCGUUCAAGACAGUCCUUCAAGUUACGGCCCCGCCGUCACCUUUGGCAAACAGUCAGCCUCUUCUGCCUUCGAUCCUACUCCAAGUCCUCUACGACCGUGCUAUGAAUGCACCUACAACCCCCCUACCAUCCAACCCCCAAGAUUCAACGGAUGCUAGUAACCCUUCCCCUCCUCUCUCAGAACAAGCCGUUCUGACUCUCGCCUUGAUCGAUUCACUCCAUUUUCUCCGGGUCAGCGAUCUCGAAGAAUGGCUCCCCAUGACAGCGCGCCUGGUAAACAUGAUCCACGACGCCAAGAUGCGAGGUAUCUGCACAGACCGCUUCUGGGAAGCGUUGAGCAGCGGGGAGAUGGAUGUCGAGCAAGCGCAUUAUUGCGUUACAUGGUGGAGCACUAAAGGGGGACGCGAGAUGGUUCUCUUUGGAUACGACCAGGGGGUUGUAGCGGAGUUUGGGAAUCGGGACGGGCCGUACAUGAGUGGUGCCAUUGGGGGUGUUGCGAGGGAGAAUAAACUUUGA
Molecule: messenger RNA, 2082 nt
Organism: Monascus purpureus
Lineage: Eukaryota; Fungi; Ascomycota; Eurotiomycetes; Eurotiales; Aspergillaceae
Source: the annotation of a GenBank genome assembly